AUGGUGCUGCACUUCAGCUUGUCCUCCGCGUUCCAGUGGCCGGAUCCCGAGAAGCGGCCUAUCCUCCGGCCAGAGGUGCUUCGCGAGUCGGCCGGCGUCGACGACCAGACGAGGAUCUCGAAAGCUUCGCGGAGCGAGCGCUGCAAAGGCGGCUCCACGACGGGCGAUGCCGGGACAUUGAGCAGUGCCUCCUCCGACGCAGGCAGGAGCUCCGACUGGCCCGCCAGCCUCCCGCGCGAGCUCGCCCCCCGGGAGCUCGCCGAGCCCUCCCGGCCGCCUCCGCCGGCUCCCGCGGACGCCCCCGCCGCGCGCCCCGUGCCGGGGCUCGGCGAGGGCCGCCGCGGAGCCCCAGCCGCCACCGCCAGCGCAGGGGAGGAGCCGACCGCUGCCGCCCGCACGCCGCUCCGCCGCCAGGCGGCUGCUUUUGUCCCUGCCGGUGCAGCGACGGCCAGGGAGCCUGCGGCCCAGGGGGCCCAGGGCCAGGUGGCGAGCAAGAAGCGCACCACAGUGAUCAUGAGCAACAUGCCUCUUUCCUUCACGCAGGAAGAUCUGUUCGUCUUGCUGGACUCCGAGGGGUUCUUGCAUAAGGUGGACUUUCUGUAUCUGCCCAUCAAUCUCACGACCAUGUUCGGCAUUGGCUGCGCAAUUGUCAACCUCACUACGCGCGAGCACGCGAAGGAGUUCGCUCGAGUCUUUGAUGGUUUCUCUGAUUGGGGCUCCGAGAGUUCGCCCGCGUGUCGUGUACGCUGGAGCGAAGUCCAGGGCCGCGCGGCGAACAUGCAGCGCCUUCAGAAUAGUCCCGUCAUGAGUGCUUCGGUGCCGAGCUCAUGCAAGCCACUCCUGCUCGAGGACGGCCUGCUAAUCCCAUUUCCAGGGCCUGUUCAGGCGUCUUGCACCGAGCUCAAUAAGACGCGUAAUCUCAAAACGGUUUAG
Prorocentrum cordatum is the source of this 933-nucleotide messenger RNA. The record is from the annotation of a GenBank genome assembly. Lineage: Eukaryota; Dinophyceae; Prorocentrales; Prorocentraceae.